AUGGCUGAGGCUCCUCCUUUCCCAUCUCCCACCAAACGGUGGCAUAGAACAGCACAGCCAUCCACAUCACCUUCCCGUCCUGAGCUGUCUGCCCGAGGCAAGUCCGUCAUCGUCACAGGAGGCGGCAGUACUGGUAUCGGCGGCGAGACUGCCCGCUACUUCGCCGAAGCCGGCGCGUCUCGCAUUGCCCUUCUUGGCCGUCGACAGAAGCCCCUUCUCGACAACAAGGCCUUUAUCAACAACAAGUUCCCCGACGUCGAGGUCUUCACUUUCUCCACCGACGUGACUAAGAAGAGCGACGUAGACGCUGCCUUUUCCCAGUUUGCCGGCACCGGGAAGAUCAACGUCCUUGUCCACAGCGCCGCAACCAUCGGGCCCAAGGAGACGGUGGCGGAUGCGGACGGCGAAAAGUAUCUCGAAGCCAUCCAGACCAACCUCGCCGGCUCGUUCUGGGUUGCGCAGGCGUUCCUCCACUACGCGGCGCCGGACGCAGUCGCCAUCACCAUCAAUUCGUGGGGUGCGCAUCUAAGUCUCAAUGACGCCUUUUCUUCAUACUGCGUCGCCAAGUUGGCGGUAUAUCGGCUCUGGGACACCGUGGCGCUUGCGAACCCAACCUUGAGCGUGUUCCAUACUCAGCCUGGCGUGGUACUCACUGAGAUGAACUUGAGCGUAGGGGGAGCCGAGAGUUUCAAGGACGUCAAGACCGACGACGUUUCUCUCCCAGCGAGCUUCAAUGUUUGGCUCGCCAGCCCUGAAGCCCGGUUUCUGAAGGGCAAGUUCCUCUGGUGCAACUGGGACGUGGAUGAACUCAAGGCCCAAGCAAAAGAGAUUGAAGCGGGAACGAAGCUGAAUAUCGGCCUUGUAGGAUGGCCGUUUGAGAAUCCGAGUUAG
Messenger RNA from Capronia epimyces CBS 606.96, 891 nucleotides. RefSeq lists its product as uncharacterized. Gene Ontology annotation, cellular component: cytosol. The coding region runs from base 1 to 891 and encodes 296 amino acids. The transcript is spliced from 2 exons. Gene Ontology annotation, molecular function: oxidoreductase activity. Lineage: Eukaryota; Fungi; Ascomycota; Eurotiomycetes; Chaetothyriales; Herpotrichiellaceae. The record is from RefSeq and is a predicted model, not a curated record.